AUGUCACUAAGUUUUUAUGCACUCAAAAGUGUUUUUCGAAUUUUGGUAUGUAAUCGAUUUACGAACCUUGAAGUAAAAGCAAAAAAAACAACAUACGAAGCAAAAAUUUUAAUUCGUAAUGGAACUUCAAAACAAUGGUCCCAUGGAAUGAUUAUUCCACAAUAUCAAUUAUUUUAUACAAAUUAUUCAAUUGAAUGGAAUGGAUAUCAUCUAUCAAUGAUCAGUAAACUAGCUUCGUGGACAACAGAUAUUCUUGAUCAAUCUCAAGGUAAUCUAUUAGCUCAAAUCCAAAGACGAUGGCUUUCAUGGGAAUUGAAUUAUCGAUUAGAUAUAUUUUCUGAUAAAGUAUUAAUACCUGAAUCAAUUUAUUUACUUGAACUAGCGGUAAUGUAUCGAGGUAGAAAUGGCUGA
Molecule: messenger RNA, 411 nt
Organism: Rotaria sordida
Lineage: Eukaryota; Metazoa; Rotifera; Eurotatoria; Philodinida; Philodinidae
Source: the annotation of a GenBank genome assembly